This is a messenger RNA of Heterobasidion irregulare TC 32-1, 477 nucleotides long. RefSeq lists its product as uncharacterized. The record is from RefSeq and is a predicted model, not a curated record. Bases 1 to 477 code for a protein of 158 amino acids. The transcript is spliced from 2 exons. NCBI's taxonomy places the organism in Eukaryota, Fungi, Basidiomycota, Agaricomycetes, Russulales, Bondarzewiaceae.
AUGAGCGAUGACUCCUUUGGGCCGUCACGUUCGUCAGCCCGCGUCGGCCUCUUUGGCGUCACGCUCCGGCCGACGCGCCGACUGCCCACCUCCCCGUCACCUUCCCUCGUUACUUGCACCCGCCCGACGCGACCCCUGCGCGCACACGCGCCCUUGUUUGUCCUCCUUCUUCUCUCUUCGUAUCUACGUAAUCCAUCGUCUCACCCAGCCGCCCCUCCAGAUCGCCCCGGCGAUCUGCCGUCGCUCGCCGUCACGCCUGUCACUUCCUCAUAUCCACAACCGUUGCUGCCUGCAUUCAAACGUUUCCCCGCCGGCACUGCUCCCACUCUACCGGCUGCCGCAUCGGUCGUCCUGCGUGCGAGCACGAUCCACCGGUCCCAAUUACCCCCACAGUCCCCUUCCAUGCCAUUCCGAUGCAUUCCAUCACGUUCGGCCAUCUGGUCCGAGCCAUGCCGCCAUUCGACGUUUGCACCGUAA